This is a messenger RNA of Solanum tuberosum (potato), 3279 nucleotides long. Its product is annotated as protein ENHANCED DOWNY MILDEW 2-like. Bases 213 to 3032 code for a protein of 939 amino acids. The transcript has 20 exons. NCBI's taxonomy places the organism in Eukaryota, Viridiplantae, Streptophyta, Magnoliopsida, Solanales, Solanaceae. The record is from RefSeq and is a predicted model, not a curated record.
AGGAUUACAUACAAAUUUCUGCAAAAGCAACUGCUCGUUUCUGUGAAAGUCUCUGUCAGUCUGCUUCCUCACCGUUGAACAAACACACCCUUCUUGUGUUGUUCUCUCUAUUUUGGUUCAUCAUAUUUCUCUCUAUUUUCUCACAAUUUCUCUUCACAAGUUGAACAAAAAAAGGUUACCCACUUCAGGUAGACACUUCAAAAUUAUUGUUCAUGGCAUCAUCGGACGAAGAGGGUGAAAUUGUUCCCAACUGCAUAACCAAUUACCAUUUUGUUGAUAGCAAUGGAGGAGUUGCUUCAUUUUCCAUUUUGCCUCUUCAGUGGGGUGAGGAUGACAUACUUGGGGCACUGAACUCAGAGAUAUUUUUGCGUGGAACUGCAGAUGAUGGUCUUCAGCCCAUCUAUAAGAAGGUUCUAGCAUGGAGAUUUGAACUUUCUUAUGCCCUGCCAGAAAUUCAUGUGCUCUCCAAAGAUAAAAUCUGGAUCAAACUUCUUAAACCCCGAACAGGUUAUGUAGAUACUAUCAGAACAGUACUCAUCACUGUUCAUUUCCUCCACUUUGUGAAGAAGAACCCAGACACAGUUGGAGGGAUUGUGUGGAAUUACAUUGGGAAAAGUUUAAGUGCAUAUGAGGUACUACCUUCUAAAGAUGAUCUACUAGAGCACAUGCCAACAAUCAAAGAAGCUGCAAGGAGGGAUAAAGAUUUAUCUAAUUCCAAGAGUUUUGAUGCAUUUAUUUUGGAGACAUCACGAAAGAGGAUACACAGUUAUGAGUGCAAUCAAGCAAAAAAGAGACCCCGGUUUAUUAUUGAGACCGAUAACGAUGCUGAUAGUGGUGGCGAUGAUGAUGCAGUUGAAGAUGAACAAUUUGAUCAUGUUUGUGCUCUUUGUGAUGAUGGGGGAGAACUUCUUUGUUGUGAAGGCCGCUGCAUACGAUCUUUCCAUCCGACCGUGGAAUCUGGAGCUGAAUCUUCUUGUGAAUCUCUUUCUUACAGAAAUCACCAAGCAAUCCAGACCUUCUUGUGCAAAAAUUGCCAAUAUCAACGACAUCAAUGUUUUGCUUGUGGCUUGUUGGGGUCUUCUGACAAAUUAACUGGUGCAGAGGUCUUCCCUUGCAUUUCGGCAACUUGUGGACACUUCUUUCAUCCUAAAUGCGUCUCAGAGUUACUUUAUCCGGGUGAUAAAUGUCGAGCCUUAGAGCUGCAGAAGGAAAUCGUAGCUGGAGAAUCCUUUACUUGCCCUGCUCAUAAAUGUUCCGUCUGCAAGCAAGGGGAGGAUAAAAAGGAAUAUGAGUUGCAAUUUGCAAUUUGUAGACGCUGUCCAAGGGCAUAUCACCGCAGAUGCUUACCAAGAUGUAUUUCUUUUGAGCCCUCCCAUUAUGACAAAAACAUCCAGAAAAGGGCUUGGAAUGAUCUUUUGCCCAGACGUAUCUUGAUAUACUGUAUGGACCACAAGAUCAUUCCUAAAAUUGGGACUCCAAAAAGGGACCAUAUCGUGUUUCCACAUAUUGAUGGGAAAGCAAACUCACAAUCCUCAGGACUUCCAUCAGGACCUGUGAGGAUGCUCUCACGAAGGAGUAAGGUUCUUGGUGCUCUCACUGAAACAAGCUUCCUGCACAUAAAAAGGCCUUUUGAGGCGGGGCACAAUGCUACUGAAGUUGGUGAUUCUUAUGGAAAAGGAAAACAAUUGAAGCCUCCAACACAGGAAAGAGGCAAAUCGAAGGUGCCACUAAAGUUGGUCUGUGCCCGACAAAGUACUUUUAGUGGCAAGACGGUGAAUGUCUGUCCAGUUAUGCCUGUGAUGAAGAAGACCAGCAUUACACAGCAAUUGGCUGAUAAUGAAAUGAAAAAGAGAAUGAUGACUUUGAUAAAAAACUCCACCUCUUCGUUUAAUGUGGAGGAAUUUGUGAAUGAUCAGUACCGGAAAUGUAUAGAUAGUAACUCUCAAAAAAAUUUCACAGACAAGGCCAUUACCUUGGGAAAAGUUCAGUGUUCCGUAAAGGCUAUUCAAGUAGCGUUGAAGAAACUAGACGAAGGAUGCAGCAUUGAAGAUGCCAAAGCUGUCUGCGAGCCAGAAAUUCUUAGUCAGAUUUUCAGAUGGAAGAAGAAGCUUGGAUCUUAUCUUGCCCCCUUUCUUAAUGGGAUGCGCUAUACAUCUUUUGGUCGCCACUUCACGAAGGUGGACAAACUGAAGGAGGUAGUUGACAGACUAAGAUGGUAUGUGCAGGAUGGUGACACGAUAGUCGAUUUCUGCUGUGGAUCCAAUGAUUUUAGCUGCUUGAUGAAAGAAGAACUAGACAGAAUGGGGAAAACAUGUCAAUUCAGAAAUUUUGAUCUUGUACAAACAAAGAAUGAUUUCAACUUUGAGAAGAGGGAUUGGAUGACUGUUGGUUUAAGAGACUUGCCAGAAGGAUCCAAAUUGAUCAUGGGGUUUAAUCCCCCUUUCUCCACGGCAAAUGAAUUUAUAAGCAAAGCUCUCACAUUCAGACCGAAGCUUUUAAUUAUUACUGUUCCGAAAGAAACAAAAAGACUUGAUAAAAGAAAGAAUCCUUAUGAUUUAAUUUGGGAAGAUGACGUUAUCUUGGCUGGCAAGUCCUUUUACCUGCCAGGAUCAAUUAAUGUGCAUAACCAGCAGAUGGAGCAAUGGAACAUCGUGUCCCCUCCAUUGUAUCUGUGGAGUCGCCCAGAUUGGACUGCUAAGCACAAAGCAGUAGCUAUGCAGCACGGGCAUAUUAGAAAGUCUGAAGCAGAAGGAAACAUAGUAAAUACAGGGAUCACAAAUUACUUGAUGCAAGAAACGCAUGAUUGCUAUGGUGACUUUUCCGACAUCCUGACCAGCUGUGGUGACAUUAGUAGCUUGCUGGAUGAUAUUCCUGAGAUUUCUAUUGAUGCCGAAUAUAAUCAAAAUCAACAUUUUGGAGUUCCUGAGCAGGAUAUGUGCUACGAAGGUAAGGAUGAAAAUGAAACGUCACCAGCUGAGGAUAUGUGCAUUGACAUGGAUCUGUCAACUCCAACGAAUUCCCCACUUCACUGAAAGAUCAAGUAUAGGCCUUCGUCAUGCCUGUGGCUAAUUUCCUCGAGCAUGUCUCAACUUUUGGUAGUGUCGCUUGAAAUUUUCAUUUUUAAUGACAAGGUUACUGUAUAGUAGAAUAUCCACAGAUAAUAUUACAAGUAGAUUUGGUAAUCUACUUGCUCUGCAGACUUCCAAAAACUGAAACCAUAAUAUAUGUUGCAGAGUGAAGAUUCCAGGGCAACAUGCAUGGUCCCUUUUUGGAGCUAAA